This is a messenger RNA of Zasmidium cellare ATCC 36951, 645 nucleotides long. RefSeq lists its product as uncharacterized. The coding region runs from base 1 to 645 and encodes 214 amino acids. The record is from RefSeq and is a predicted model, not a curated record. Lineage: Eukaryota; Fungi; Ascomycota; Dothideomycetes; Mycosphaerellales; Mycosphaerellaceae. The transcript has 3 exons.
AUGGCACUUUCUCCAGACCAUGAGAUCCUCCGACUGAAACAGAACCUCACUACGAUCGAUAGAACCUACAAACCGCCGCCUCAAAUCCAGCUGAGCCGCGCUACUCGCGAUGUCGCCGCACGCCGCUACUACACCGACGUCAUCUUCAUGGUGCACGCCGGCGAAGGACGUGAAGACAUUUGGCUCGACUGGCUGAGCUCCCUUCCCCACGCCCACGUUCUCAUGAUGCGCACAUACUACAAGACCGCUCGCAAAAAUCCAAUCGAGCUGUGGCGUCGGGCUGUUUGCAUGGCCUAUUGGGACGCCGAGGCGAUGUGGACCCUUGCCACUGCAGUCGUUGGUGCGCCUGUGUUUCCUCGGUAUCUCUUUACGAAUGUCGAGUACAAGGAUGAGGAGGACGCUAUUGUGAAGGAGGUGUGGAGGGAUGGCGACUUCCUGGUGAACGAGUGGAUCGCGAAUGGCGCGCCUACCUUUACUAGGAUAAGAAUUGCCGAUCUCGGUCUGGGUGACAAGCGCAGGGCUGGUGACGAGGAUGAUGAUCUAGUCAGCGGACACGAGAAGGAUGAGAGCGAUGAGGAUGAGGUCGAUCCACCGGGCAAGACACGCUCCGCGUCUAAGAACCCCUUUGAUGUGCUUGCUGAUUGA